Molecule: messenger RNA, 2342 nt
Organism: Lytechinus pictus (painted urchin)
Lineage: Eukaryota; Metazoa; Echinodermata; Echinoidea; Temnopleuroida; Toxopneustidae
Exons: 3
Coding region: 1-2091 (696 amino acids)
Source: RefSeq, a predicted model, not a curated record
AUGUACAAGGUGAAUGGAACUCAGCAGGAGCUGAAGGCAACAGCCACUGCCUUGCAAGAUGCUAUUAACAAGCUCCAACAUGAGUACAAACGUCUUAGCCAGAUCACCAUUGGAUCUGGAGAUGAAGAACAGGAUCCUAACAAGCUAUCCACAUCAGAGCAAAAACUGGUCAGGCUCUGCUCCAGAAAUAGGAGAUGCCUUUCUAGACUAAUGGCAGUAGAGUGGGAUGCAGACAAGAAAUCAGAAUCUAGCUCCAUUGUAUCUUCAGAAUUGAGCUCUGAGGAUAUAUCACCAUCAUCAGACCCACUGGAUUCAGACGAAUCCACCGACUCUCCUCCUAAUGGCCCUACUAGGAGGGAAUACACCAGAGAGUACAGUCUCAGGGACUCUGGAAAUGGGGAUUCCGGCGACUCUGGGAUCUACCGCCGGGACUCUGACAGGUCUCACAAAUUGGACACCUCAAAUUGUGGUGACUUGGACACAAUUAAUGAGGAAGAUUUGUCAGCAAUUAUGAGGCCGAAGACCAUUGUUACCGACCUGGAAACAUGUAAAGAUUUUGUGCAGAGUUUGGCGGAACAGGUGCAGGCCAUGCAGGAGGCAUUGAGAAAGAGCAAAGAUGAUUUGUUAGAAGUAGAUGAAGAAGAGUUAGAAGAAGAAAGAGAUAUGGUUGUAGAUGGUAUGGAAGAAGUCGUGAAGCAUGAUAAUGAUAGAGUUCCAGAGGUUGAAGAUAUCUAUGAGACAACACCAAUGAUUGAGGUCAGGGUCAACUCAGAGAGAAAUGAAGGACACCAGCAUGAUGGACAUCAAAAUGGAGGAAAUAUUUUCUGGGAAAGUGAACCACUCUCAGUCAGAGAGCGUGUCAUGCAGAUUGACAGGGCUACGCUCGGACGGGAACACCGGUUGUCAUAUAGGGGGCGCUCCUCUCCAAUAGAAAGAGAUUCCUAUGCCAGUCGGGAGUCUCAUUUCAGCCUUCUCAGUCAUGAAUCACACAGCAGUCACCUGUCAAGAGGCAGUCAAGAAUCGCAUCAAAGUCUGAAAUCAUCGCUGGAUUCCCAUGCUAGCCAUGCUUCCUUUGGUCAUCAUGAACUACACGGAACCUUUGACUUGCCAGGUAUGAGGGAGUCAUAUAGCAGUCAUGGGUCAAAUAAGAGUUAUGAUUCCAAGAGCAGUAGUCUUGUCAAUGGGGAUCACAGUCCAAUCCCAAAACGUAUCUCAAAUGAGAGUCAACCCAGGGAUAGGUCACGUGGUACACCUAGUCCUCCGCCAUCAAAAUUCACCAAUGGGCCAUUGAGGUCAAGCAAUCCUGUAAAUAAUGUACAAAAGAUCACUAAUGGUACAACCAGUCAAUCCAAUACGAACGGUACUUCAGGUAAACCCAGACCGCCUGCCAGGCAGAACAUCCCACCAACAAAACCCAUUCCUCCUGCAAGACCAAACGGGAUUACUAAAAUGAAUGGACAAUCACUUCCUAAUGGGGUAGUCAAGCCAGCAAGGACAAGUGGUCCACCCAUUAGGAGUACACCAACCAGUCAGGUUGUGGAUGAUGGUGGAUAUGAGACACCUAUCCAAUGCAAACCUAUUCCACCUGCACGUAAUAUGGCUGGCCAGAAGCAAAGAUCAUCACAUGUGCAAGCAGACUAUGAGGAAGUUAUUCAAUUACCUGGAAAUGUCUGUGAUAAUCAAACUACCGGUCUGUGUGUUCGGACCUCUAAGAAAGACGACUAUAUUCAUGUGUCUUCAACCUAUGAAGUGACCGACAUUCAAGCCACUGGAAAUCAACCAAGUCGUAACGAUAGUGACAAAAGCACAAACGGCACCAGUAACGGUGUCCAGAGGACUGUCGAGGAAGAGGGCGCCAUUUAUGAGUUCCCUCCUGAUACAUGUCUUGAGGAAGAAGUGCCUCGGCCUGUAUCUGCAAUGGAAGAGGAGCCUCCUAAAGAAUGCUUUGAGGAACAUAUCCCACCCGAACCAGUCAUAUACAAGUAUGAUGGACCUGAGGUGUUUGGAGAUAACAUCAAAACGGAACCUGCUAGAUUUGAGGAGAGAGAUGCCAUUAAGAAAUGGGAUCCAGUAAGUAUAUAUAUAUUCUGAUAAACAGAUAAUCAGACAUAGCUGUUAUUAAGUAUAAUUGAAUAUUUGUAAAUUCAAUUGCUAGUUAUAACUGGUUAGUUAUAAUUGCUUUAUUACUGCUUUUCACUAUAGAUGCACUUGCAUACCCAUUUGCUUACAAAAUCUAUAUGUCAUCUCCUCAUUAUAUGGUCAUACAGUAUGUCUGUAAUGAUACAAACAUCUCAUCAAUGGGGAAAGGGCCGGCACUCAGCUGUUUUGCUAUUCACAUGUGC